Molecule: messenger RNA, 1985 nt
Organism: Bradysia coprophila
Lineage: Eukaryota; Metazoa; Arthropoda; Insecta; Diptera; Sciaridae
Product: cationic amino acid transporter 2
Biological process (GO): L-arginine import across plasma membrane; L-ornithine transmembrane transport
Cellular component (GO): plasma membrane
Molecular function (GO): L-ornithine transmembrane transporter activity; L-lysine transmembrane transporter activity; L-arginine transmembrane transporter activity
Source: RefSeq, a predicted model, not a curated record
AUUGGUCGCACAACGUUUAACGAGAGAAGAACUGAUUUUGAAUUCGAUUCGUUUGGUUAGAAGUUAAAAGAAAAAUUGAAAAUGAAAAUUUAUCAGACGUUUGCGCGUAAAAAACCUUUGGUCGAAAAUAAACAGACUCAAUUGGCCAAGGUAUUGAGUACAAUAGAUCUUACUGCAUUAGGCAUCGGUAGUACGUUGGGUGUCGGAAUUUAUGUAUUGGCUGGUGAAGUGUCGAAAUUUUCAUCGGGACCUGCCAUAGUUAUUAGUUUUUUGAUAGCAGCCAUAGCUUCUGUGAUGGCAGGUUUAUGUUAUGCCGAAUUCGGAUCGAGAGUGCCGAAGGCUGGUUCGGCAUACAUUUAUAGUUAUGUAACCAUUGGCGAGUUUGUUGCUUUUUUAAUUGGAUGGAAUUUGAUUUUGGAGUACGGAAUUGGAUCGGCUUCGGUUGUCAAAGCACUUAGCACAUACAUCGAUGCUCUCGUUGAUGAAAAAAUCAGCCAAUACUUUCUAUCUGUUAUGCCAAUGUAUGUCAAUGGAUUGUCAUCAUAUCCCGAUUUUCUGGCUCUAGGUGCAACUCUUGUCUUUGCUAUGGCAUUGGCAUUCGGUGCAAAGGAAUCGUCGUUCAUUAACAACAUCUUUACGAUUUGUAAUCUUGGUGUGGUGUUGUUUGUAGUGGUUGCUGGUAGCAUACUGGCCACUCCGAGUAAUUGGUCGAUUCCGGAAGAUCAGGUACCGAAAAAUGGUACCGAUUUUGGAACGGGAGGAUUUGCACCGUAUGGUAUCGGUGGUAUUAUUAGAGGAGCUGCGAUUUGUUUCUACGGCUUUAUCGGCUUCGACGUGAUAGCCACAGCUGGCGAAGAAACGAAAAACCCUAAAAAGUCCAUUCCACUGUCGGUGAUUGUUUCACUGUUCGUCAUCUUUCUGGCAUAUUUCUCGAUGUCAACGGUGCUGACAAUGAUGCUGCCGUACUACGACCAAAAUGAAAAUGCUCCAUUGCCGCACGCUUUCAAGAAAUUUAAUUGGUCAACAGCCGAGUACAUCGUUUCGUUUGGUGCCAUAUUCGGACUAUGUGCGAGUUUGAUGGGCUCAAUGUUUCCACUUCCAAGAGUCAUCUAUGCAAUGAGUUCGGACGGUCUAAUAUUUGAGUUCAUGGGACGAAUUAGUAAGAGAUUUAAAACUCCGAUGUACGGCACCUUGCUUGCAGGCUUAUUGACAGGACUGCUGGCUGCAAUUUUUAACUUGACACAGCUAGUCAGCAUGAUGUCUAUAGGUACAUUGCUAGCGUACUCAAUAGUAGCAGCUUGUGUCCUUCUGCUACGCUUUGAAGUCGACGACGAUCAACCAUCAAAUGACGAAAACUCCUGGGUCGGACAUCUGUGGAAUUCGCACAAACACAAGGCACCCACCCGAGCAUCAGCAGCAAUAGUGACAUGGACCGUGACUCUAUAUUGCAUUUGGUGCUUAGUGUUCGGUGUCAUUGUAACGCAGUUGGAAGACGAAUUGGCCAGUGGAUCGUGGUACGCCAUACUACUGCUAUCGAUCACGGUCGUUUUGAUUGUCGCAUCGUUGGUGGUGAUCAAGCGACAGCCGAUGUCGGCGAAGGAGCUUAGCUUUAGCGUACCAUUUGUGCCCUGGUUGCCGGGUAUAUCGAUUCUGGUCAAUUUCUAUUUGAUGAUGAUGUUGGACUACAUGACAUGGGUACGAUUUCUCAUAUGGAUUGCUAUUGGACUGGUCAUCUAUUUCACAUAUGGCAUUUGGCACAGCAAAGAACGGCCGAAAGUGAAAAAUAUGGAGGGAAAUGAAGUGGAUACAUCGUCUGUGAUAGAAAAACCAGCAAUUGUUGGCGUAAGUAAAGAGAAUUUGGUGGCUUAGAGUGGAUUAAUGCAGUGCGGACGUUAAGAAAAUACUUCCAUUUUAACCUUUGUGAUUGUAAUCAAAAAUAUGUUCUGUACAGCGCGUUAUUUUGCAAAAUUAAAUUUUUUUUCAAA